Oreochromis niloticus (Nile tilapia) is the source of this 4248-nucleotide messenger RNA. RefSeq names its product transmembrane protein 151B. Lineage: Eukaryota; Metazoa; Chordata; Actinopteri; Cichliformes; Cichlidae. The transcript is spliced from 2 exons. The coding region runs from base 475 to 1683 and encodes 402 amino acids. The record is from RefSeq and is a predicted model, not a curated record.
AGACUCGCUUAAGGUCGGACUUUCCCUUUAAGUGAUUUAUGCAACAGCAUCUCCCGGUACCUCAGUCUACCUCAGUCAGCACCAUGGACAGCGACCCCGCCAGCUCUCCGGCCGCCUCCUGCGCACCCAGCGGGCCCCGAGGGGCAGGGCACGCUCCUUCAGUAACGACGACCAGCUAAUACAGCACAUCUCCCAUCAUGUUACUGCGGCACUGACAGCUGAACCGUAGACAGCAGGAUGCGGGAUUUCCCGUAGAAACACCCCCGCGUAUUGUUUUUCUUGUCUUAACCCGUUUCCCAGCAGCUGGAAGGUACAGAUGCUCUUUUUUGGCCGAUCACCGGCUGUAAAUGCCUCUAAACGACAGCAGAUGUGACGAGUCUCAUUUGAGGGUCGCUGUGGAGCAAAGGUGGUGAAAUCUCUCCCUCUUCUCCCUCCUCCACGCCCUGUCAUCACUACCAGUAGCUGCCCAGCACCAUGUCUUCUCCACCAUCAGCUGCGACAGCGAGUGAAAGCAGCACCACCACCGUUUUCGAGGAGGACACCAGAGAGGAGCAAAGACCGCUGAAACAAUCUCUGAGCAAGUCCUUAUGUCGGGAGAGUUUCUGGAAAUGCUUCCUCCUUUCCGUUCUCAUGUAUGGCUGCAUGGGAGCCAUGGUUUGGUGUCACAUCACCAAGGUGACCCGUUUCACCUUCGACAGUGCCUUCAAAGGGAAAUCCAAGAUGUACCACGACAGCCCCUGCUCUGAUGGCUACAUCUACAUCCCCUUGGCCCUGCUGGGCAUGCUCUAUUUAGUCUACCUGUUGGAGUGCUGGCACUGUCACGUGAAGAAUGAGCUGCUGCACAAAAUGGAUGUGGAGGGCAUCUAUGAGCACAUAAAGAAGAUGCAGCAGGCUAAGCCCUGCAUCUGGUGGAAGGCCUUCAGCUAUCACUAUGUGCGCCGAACUCGACAAGUCACGCGCUACCGCCGUUAUACUUGCACCCAGGUUUACCACGAGCGCCUUGACACCCACGUGGCAGAAGCAGAAUUUGACUACAGCCACUGUGGUGUCAAAGAUGUUUCCAAACAGCUGCUGGGCUUGGAGAAGUCUGUGCUUACAAAGAUGCGCUUCACCAAGUGUUUCAGUUUUGCCAACGUGGAGUCAGAGAAUUCUUAUCUCACACAAAGGGCGAGGUUUUUCACCGACAAUGAGGGCCUGGAUGACUACAUGGAAGCCAGAGAAGACAUGAACCUGAAGAACAUUGACCUGAAGGAGUAUGUCUUGGUGCUCUGUGACCCAAAGCACCACCCCUGGUAUCUGUCCCACUACGUCUUCUGGUUUGCCUCCUUCCUCACGUUCUCCUGGCCUCUCAGAGUCUUCAUGGAGUAUCGCACUGCAUACGUCCACUAUCGUGUUGAGAAGGUCUUUGGGCACGAUUACCGCCCUGUGUCGCCAUGUGAUGAUCGACGAUACUGGUGUCGUAUCCCUCGAGUUAAAAGCACUGAUGUUACAGAACUGGAGUGGCACAUUUGCUCCAACCAGCAGCUGCUUACCCAGAGGCUGACCUCAUGGAUCUGGCCCAGUGACCGUCCAACUUCAGCGAGAUUCAUCAGAACUGUGAGCGCUGCCACAGAGUCAUCAUCUGAUCCUCAGUGUUCUUUAGAAGCCCCCUCAGCAUCUGCACUUGUGCCAACGUUCCUUUAAGGGAUCCCAUCAUCACCAGAAAAAGAAAUGCUGGAAAAAAGCAGUAACCAGUAUUGCGUUUCAGACAGUGUGGUCAUCAGGGAGGAGGAGCCCCAAAGGUGAAGACUUUGUUGUAGUUUUGUCUCCGUCAAGAAUCCUUUUCUGUGAUUUCUGUUUCUUUAGCCUUCAGGUGACCUGUGUGGAGUCAUUUAUGACCCAAGCCUUAUAUUUAUAUGUGCCUUUGUGAUAUUUUUGAUUGUAGAACUAUUUCUUGCCAUGAUUUUUUUCCCACCUUCUUCUUAUUUUAUCGUUAUAGGCUUUGAUUUUAUUGUAAUUUGUGACUUGUUGGUAAUAAUGUCAUACUUAGGAGUCCAAUUUUGACAGUUAUUAUUUUUAGAUAUUUUAGUAAUCUGGAAAUUUUGAGUGUUUCUGCUCAAAGAAUCAUAUUACACAUUAACAAAUAGAUUUAGUUUGAGCCUGGAAGUAACAAAAGAUGAAAAACAAACCUCCUGACUGUGAUAACUUCACUGUAAUUUGUCGGUGAUCAAAGUGUUAUGGAGUCACCAUUUCAUAGUUCGGUGUUAAAUGAUACAUAAUCCGCUUAAAAGUAUAUUACAUAUACUUAUAUACUUACAUACAUAUUUUUCUAGUGUUACCGAAACAAAGAACUUUUGUUUUGUGAGAAAAAUCAUAGGAUUGUCUAAAUAAAAUGUCAUUUUAAUUGUGCAACUCCUCUUUGCAAGAAAAUAGUAAUAGACGAGUUGUUUGAGGGUUAAAAUGAAGACUAUUUUACUAAAGACUGAUGCUCAGUUACAUUUAUUCAGUGUCAAGUAAGGAAAUAAUGUACUGCAAUGCCGUUAUCAGUGCAUUAAAGUACAUUUUAAUAGCACAUUUAGUCAUUUACUAACACCACAACCCUUCCAAAUGACCCAUAAGAUUUUCCAACAUCCUGCUGAACUGAUGUCCUCCUCUGUUUCAGUAAAGACAAAUUAGAACCAAACAGCUGAACAGGCAGCUUUAGAUCAUACAUAACACAAACAUUACUUUUGUUGUGAGUUGUAAGUUUAAUUGUGACCCAGAAUGUGAUAUAAUUUUGAUGUUUGAUGGAGUCUUCUCUUUCAUGUAUCCCAAUUAUGUGAAGAAAUGUGCUUUUUAGUAAUAAUGCCAGCAUUAAAUGUGCUUCAUAUCAUGUAUGACACAUGACUCGCACACAGGAGGAGCUCUACUUACAAAUAUCUUUAUUAGACUUAAAGAAAUAAGAGUUUUCAUGCAGUAGAUUUGAUGCUUGAUGGUUUCUGGAAACUUUUGCUCCCUUGUUCACCACAUUUCGUGAACACUUAUUGAGGUUCUUGAAAACAUUUUACACGUUGUAUAACAGAUGUAACAUUAGUAAUGUGACUGAUGGUAUUCAUAUUCAAAUUUAAAUAUGUAAAUCAAUAAUAAAAAGUAUUUUAUUUUUACCAUUUCUCUUUGAUGACUCCAGAAUAGAACAGAGAAUCAGAAGUGAAAUUAAAAGUGGGAAAAAACAGAUCAAAAAGACAGAAAUGAGUCAAACAGCUAAAAAAAAUGAAUAGUAAAGAUAAAUUUAAAGAAGCUGAAUAUACAAAAGUUGACAAAAGCUACAAAUAGAACUAAUUUCUUUUGAAAGAAUGUUUAAUGUUUACUCUAUAGAGGGUCCUGGGAAAAAGUAGAUAUACACUUAUUUCUACUUUCCAUUGGAAUUAAGGGUAAGUAGAAGCUGGGUGCUUCUACUUACUAGAGCACAGCUGUGUGACCACCUUUAUAAAAGCAGACGUUUUGGCAGUUUGUGGGUCUGGAGGAUUCACCAGUGUGUUAACAAAAUGCCACAAGCUACAAAGUAGUGAAAAUCCCAGCAAAUUCAAACCAACUUCAGACCGUGCAAUGUUCAGAGAAACUGCAAAAAAGCCCAAGAGCAACAUGUCAGACUCUACAGGCCUCAGCCAGCAUGCUAAAGGUUAAAGUUCAUGGCAUUACAAUUAGAAAAAAAGAUGAAGAAGUAUGGCUUUUAGAGAGAAGUAAGCCGUUUCUCUCUAAAAACAAAACAAAACAUGGCAGCAUGACUUUAUGGCAAAAGCCAAAGACGGCAUAUCAGCACAAACAUGUCACACCAACUGUCAAGAAUGGUGGUGGAAUAUGAAUGAUUUGUGCUUGUUUUGCAACCACGGGACCUGGACACCUUUGAGUCACUGAGUCAACAAUAAACUCAUCUAUGUACCAAAGUGCUGUAUGGUCAAAUGUGAGGCCAUCUGUCUGAGUCCUGUGAAAAAGAACAAAUUUUAAUGACUCUGUAUCAUUUAUAUUUGUGUGUAUGUGCCAUGUGUAUCAAAAACUAACUGAGAUAUAUUGUGCUGGGUGAAUAGGAUUCCUGAUAGCUGUGUGGCUGAAGUGCUUAAAUCACAAUGCCCUUUAAAAAACAGUUGUUACUUGCACUUCUUUGACAUGUAUGUGAUUCUUGCGCCCGAUGAUCCACAUGCAGAAGGUCGCAUUGGUGACAGUGGUAAGGAAAAACCCCUGUUUAACAGGAAGAAACCUCCAGCAGAACCAGGCAGAGGAGCAGCCAUCUGC